CAUAACCUAAAAAAAAUUUAAGUGUCAUAAACAACAAUUUUGUUAAAUAUGUAUUAAGUGUUUAAAAAAAACUACUUUAAGUGUACUUUAUGUUUGUUAGCUACUUUUAAUAAAUUAAUUAACUUUAAAAUAUAUGUACUAUCGCAUAAGUGAUAUAAAAACCGCCAAACAUUUUUAGCUAUGACAAAACGAAGUAAUGUAUAUCAAGAAAGUGCUUCAAAAAAACUUAAAUUAGAAGAAACGAAUAUUGACGCUUUAUGGGGCGAAGAUUUAAACCCGGACGACCUUGAAGAUUGCCUUUUAUUAGCUUCACAAGUUUGCGAACAAAACACUCCUGGGCCUAUUCAAAGAAAUAACGUUUCAAUUCUUCCCAACUACAGUUUUUUUCAACAAAAUGAUAUUAUUACAUCCACUCAAACUACCUCAAAUGGAGUGUCAAACCCCCUUAAAACAAAGCCUAUUAAUUCGGAAGACUUACAAGACGAAAUUAAAAAGUUAAAAACUGAUUAUACAAUAAAAGAAGGUGAAAUAACUAUGCUAAGGGAACAAUUAAAGCAGGUUCGUUUAAACCUGACCGGUGAGCAUCAAAAAAAAGAAAAGGAAUGGAUGGAGAAAAUACAACUGAUAAAUAAAGAAUUACUUUCAACAAAAAGUGAUUUAGAUUUUAAAAACUUAGAAGUUGUUAAUUUAAAGCAUAAAAUCAGUGAAGUUACCAAACACGGGGAUGUUACUUUAAAUGGAAUAUUGAAUUUAUCUCAAAAUGUGAAGAAUAAAAAUAUUCGAGAUGAUGAUUUAAAGCUUAAUAACUAUUGUGGGGAACUUAUAGAUUAUCCUUUAAGAAAUAAGAUUGAUGAGGAUAUAUUUAAACUAUCAAAAAUCGAACAUUUUUAUGAUUUCAAAUUGAAUUUAAAUAAAUACAAUGUUCAAGAUGAACAAAAAAUUCAUCAACAAUAUAAAGCAAGUUGCGAAUAUAAUCACUUUAAAUUUGACGAUUUGUUUUCUUCGUUUUCUGUUUUGUUAAAUUGUACCCAAAACGAUUUAAAUAAUGAUUGUUAUACAGAAAUUAUUGAUAAAAUCUUUUCUUCUACAUUGCAAUUAAUAAAAAGUUUCUUAAAAAAUUUGGAUGUUUUAGAACAAGAUGUUCAAGAAGAAACAAUUAGACAAAGAGAUCGUCUUUAUUUAGAUUUAAAGCAGGAGGAAUUAUCUAAAAAUUCUUCUAUUUUCGGGAACGAGGAGUGGUAUAAAAAAGAAAUUGGCAUAAAAUGCCGAAGAAUAAUAGCCGUUCUUUCCGAAAUCGUACCUUAUUCACCACAUUUACGCAAAUCAAUCUUUCAAAGGAUUGAUGAUAACGAUGAUAUUUUUAUAUUGAUCAAAUCAACAAUAAAAAUUAUUGGGGUGUUGCGUAUCUCUGAAAAGUGUACAGGUUAUUUGUCCUCAGUUGUGUUGUUUAUGACAAAAAUUACGUCUACACCUGAAUUUUCUGAACGACAUCUUUGUGUUAAAGAAAUUAUCAAAGAAAUUAUUUUUACACGUCCCACAUUAAAAACGUUAGAAUACAUUUGCGAAUUUUUAAAAGAAUCCGUUUUUAAUGAAGAUUUCGUUCAAAACUUGUGUACAAGAACAUCACAAAGAAGUUAUUCUAGAAGUAGUGAUCAAUUAGUUUUACGUUGCAAUGAAGGUUUUAUUUCUUAAAAUUAUUAAAUCGCAUCAUAAUGA
Molecule: messenger RNA, 1716 nt
Organism: Onthophagus taurus
Lineage: Eukaryota; Metazoa; Arthropoda; Insecta; Coleoptera; Scarabaeidae
Source: RefSeq, a predicted model, not a curated record